Molecule: messenger RNA, 309 nt
Organism: Adineta steineri
Lineage: Eukaryota; Metazoa; Rotifera; Eurotatoria; Adinetida; Adinetidae
Source: the annotation of a GenBank genome assembly
AUGCGUCUUUCUCGACAAACAUUAGCUAAUGGUGAGCGAGAUGCUCUCUCGAUUCUUUCUGGACAUAUGUAUGCUAAACAUCGAAAUAUAUUUAUUGGUAUUGGUACUAUUGUUGUAACUGGUUUAACAACAUUUGUUAUUCUUCGUAAUUAUACAUAUAAUACACGAGAUCGUUUAGUUAAUAUUCGUCGUGAAAUUCAAAAUGUAAAACCUGGUUCCGAAUCUGUAUUUGAAGCAUAUCAUGAAAAAUUAAAAAAACGACAACAAGAAAAAGAACAUCAACAACAACAAGAACUCAUAAAAACUUAA